Mercurialis annua (annual mercury) is the source of this 882-nucleotide messenger RNA. RefSeq lists its product as uncharacterized. The record is from RefSeq and is a predicted model, not a curated record. Lineage: Eukaryota; Viridiplantae; Streptophyta; Magnoliopsida; Malpighiales; Euphorbiaceae. Bases 118 to 615 code for a protein of 165 amino acids. The transcript is spliced from 3 exons.
AAAACUUGAACAAGAAAAUCUGAUUCACAUACACUCCUGGAGUACUAUAAAUGCUGAAGCAGCCUACUAGUUAAAAGCGUAGAAGCAAGAACACGAAAAAAGUAUUUCUGCAAAAUCAUGAAAUCGAAAAAAGAGACGAUCUCUCUGGAAUCUUACCUCGAUUUUUUCAACUCACAGAAGCAAAUUAACCUCAACAUUCAUUUUCUCAAUCAGAUCAUCUGCAUGCACGGUUUCAAGAAAAUGACUAAACAACUCAAGAAAGCAGUAACAGAAGCAGUAGACUCUAUCGAUCUGGUGAGUCUCUCACGCUCUACUUUGGGAGAAAAUUCAUCAUCAUCAACAUCAAAAUCCUCGUCAUGCGAUGCGUUUAUAAGCGUUGAAGAAGUAAUCGCAGAUUUGAAUGCUAUGAAUUGGCAAGAUUGCUGUAUUACCUCUGUCCAAACACUAAUUUUCUCUUCGGAAAACAAUAGUCGGAGCAGCAACGAUGAUUUGGUCGACGAUUCUGCAGUUGCGGCUUUAAAUUGUGGCAGUAAGAAGAGGAAGAGGACGGCGAAUAAAGUCGUAGCUGGUGGAUCUGUAUCAAAUUCAGCUCUUAUUUCGUUUGGAUCUUGUUGAGAUUUAAUCAGGUAAUCUGUGUUUUUUUGUCAUUGUAAAUUGGUGCUGGUGAUUCAGGAGGAUUGAUUGUCUAUUUUGGCGGGAAUUUUUUCAUUUUUUGAAUUCAGAUUAAGAAACAUUGCAGAGAUGGUAGUUCGUUUGAUUAGGUUACUAAAAGAUUAAUAUGGAAUUAGUAAUCAAAAAUAAAAAGUUACUUGAAUUUCUAAUUUUGAUAAAUGUAGUAUGUUGUUUAGAGUUUUAUUUAGCAGCAGCAGCAGAAAUAAUUGG